Messenger RNA from Phlebotomus argentipes, 575 nucleotides. RefSeq names its product acyl-coenzyme A thioesterase 13-like. The record is from RefSeq and is a predicted model, not a curated record. Bases 106 to 570 code for a protein of 154 amino acids. Gene Ontology annotation, molecular function: fatty acyl-CoA hydrolase activity. Lineage: Eukaryota; Metazoa; Arthropoda; Insecta; Diptera; Psychodidae. The transcript has 2 exons.
AUAAUUCUUAGUCAACCUUUGCCCCCGAGUGGAAUUGACCACACGUGGAAUUCCACAUUCUCAUUCACCUGUAAUAUUCUGUGAGAGAUAUUAAUUUACCUGAAAAUGUCCUCAGUGAAGAAAGGAGUGGACUUUAUGCGAAGUGUGGUGAAGUAUAUGGCCAAUGAUGGGAGUUUCGGCGGUGCGUGUCUGAAGAAUAUCCAGGUGCUGGACGGUGGCGAUGGGAGACUGAAGGCGGAGUUUAAGGUACUGCCUGAGCACUUGAACAGUGCCGGAGGCCUUCAUGGGGGCUUCACGGCUUCUCUAGUCGAUAUUCUGACGACCGUGGCUCUCAUGACGACGGACACUCAUCCAGGAGUCUCCGUGGACCUGCAAGUGAGCUACCUCAGGGCUGCCAAGGAGGGAGACUCAGUCCUCGUGGAUGCCACUACAGUGAAGACAGGCCGAUCGCUGGCUUUUCUGGAAUGCCAGCUGACGCAUAAAGACAGCGGAGCACUGAUUGCCAAGGGAAGUCAAACGAAAUUCGUCGACUUGGUCAAGACAAAUUACUCCAAGAAUAUUUCAGCCUAAACCAU